This is a messenger RNA of Nannospalax galili (Upper Galilee mountains blind mole rat), 2496 nucleotides long. RefSeq names its product nectin cell adhesion molecule 4 (gene Nectin4). The record is from RefSeq and is a predicted model, not a curated record. Gene Ontology annotation, cellular component: adherens junction. Lineage: Eukaryota; Metazoa; Chordata; Mammalia; Rodentia; Spalacidae. The coding region runs from base 212 to 1738 and encodes 508 amino acids. Gene Ontology annotation, biological process: homophilic cell-cell adhesion; heterophilic cell-cell adhesion; symbiont entry into host cell. The transcript has 9 exons.
CACGGCUUCUUGGGGGUAGCCACGGCAGGGUGGGUAGAACGAGGGGCUGGGUCCCCUAGUGGAGACCCAAGUGGAAUAGGCAAGAACGUCAGUGCCUGGGGACACCAUUACUUCCUGCCUCUGGGUCAGAGCCUUACCCAGCUCCAGAACCGGCUCCCAGGGAGAACUUGGUGGAACCUCAGAAUCACUGGGUCGAUCUGCCUUUCAACCAAUGCCUCUGUCCCUGGGAGCCGAGAUGUGGGGCCCUGAAGCCUGGCUGCUGCUGUUGUUCCUGGCAUCGUUUACAGGUCGAUGCCCCGCAGGCGAACUGGAAACCUCGGAUGUGGUGACAGUAGUGCUGGGCCAGGACGCAAAACUGCCCUGCUUCUAUAGAGGGGAUCCGGAUGAGCAGGUGGGGCAGGUGGCAUGGGCUCGGGUGGACACAAACGAGGGCACCCGAAGGCUGGCCAUACUGCACUCCGAAUACGGGCUUCAUGUGAACCCUGGCUAUGAGGAUCGCGUGGAGCAACCACCGCCCCCACGGGACCCUCUGGACGGUUCCGUGCUCCUGCGCAAUGCUGUUCAAGCAGACGAGGGCGAAUACGAAUGCAGAAUCAGCACCUUCCCGGCUGGCAGCUUCCAGGCGCGCAUGCGGCUCCGCGUUCUAGUGCCUCCUCUACCCUCAUUGAAUCCUGGUCCACCGCUAGAAGAAGGCCAGGGCCUGACGUUGGCAGCCUCCUGCACUGCUGAGGGCAGCCCAGCUCCCAGCGUGACCUGGGACACGGAAGUCAAAGGCGUAACGUCCAGUCGUUCCUUCAAGCACUCCCGAUCAGCUGCUGUCACUUCAGAGUUUCAACUGGUGCCUAGCCGAAGCAUGAAUGGACAGCCACUUACCUGUGUGGUGUCACAUCCUGGCCUGCUCCAGGACCAAAGAAUCACCCUCACCCUCCAAGUGGCCUUCCUUGCUGAAGCCUCUGUGAGGGGCCUUGAGGACCAAAAGCUGUGGCAUGUUGGUCGAGAAGGCGCUACACUCAAGUGCCUGAGUGAAGGACAGCCCCCUCCCUCAUACAACUGGACACGGCUGGAUGGGCCUCUGCCUAGUGGGGUGCAAAUGAAAGGGGACACUCUGGGCUUUCCCCCACUGACCACUGAGCACAGUGGCAUCUACGUCUGCCAUGUCAGCAAUGAAAUUUCUUCGAGAGAUUCUCAGGUCACUGUGGAUGUUCUUGACCCUCAGGACCCAGGGAAGCAGGUGGACCUAGUGUCAGCCUCGGUGGUAGUAGUGGGUGUGAUUGCUGCGCUCUUGUUCUGCCUUCUCGUGGUGGUGGUGGUGCUCAUGUCCCGAUAUCAUCGACGAAAGGCACAGCAGAUGACCCAGAAAUAUGAGGAGGAGCUGACCUUGACCAGGGAGAACUCCAUUCGAAGGCUGCAUUCCCAUCACACGGACCCUAGGAUCCAGCCGGAGGAGAGUGUAGGGCUGAGAGCCAAGGGCCACCCUGAUAGUCUCAAGGACAACAGUAGCUGCUCUGUGAUGAGUGAAGAGCCAGAGGGCCGCAGCUACUCCACAUUGACUACAGUGAGGGAGAUUGAAACACAGACUGAACUGCUGUCUCCAGGCUCAGGGCGGACAGAAGAGGAGGACGAUCAGGAUGAAGGCAUCAAACAGGCCAUGAACCAUUUUGUUCAGGAGAAUGGGACCCUGAGGGCCAAGCCCACGGGCAAUGGCAUCUAUAUCAAUGGGCGGGGGCACCUGGUCUGACCCAGGCCUGCCUCCCUCCCCUAGACCUGGCUUCUUCUGCUUACAUGGGGGGAUUUCAGCUCUUCUUGGGGGAACCUCCUUAAAUGCCUGCAUUUCUUUAGGAAGAUGCUUCCCCCUCCCCCUAGACUGCUCAGACCUUUACCUCCAACCAUUCUGUUCACUGGGAGGCCUCUACUGGUUGAGUGCCUCCCAUCAUUGUGUGUAGGUCACUGUGUGUGUGUGUGUGUGUGUGUGUGUGUGUGUGUGUGUAACCAUUCGUGGAUUGUGUGCACAUGGAGGGGUAACUCUUUGUAGUGUGCAUUGUGCUGCCCUGUUAAUAAUCCAAGUGAAUGUGGCUGUGUAUAGAACACCGUUAGAGUUUGUUUUGUGAGUAGUAUGGUUGUAUGUGACCUUUGCCUGCAGAUGCAGGUGUUUUCCUCAGACCCCAGAGCAGUAUUAGUGAUGCAGAGGCUGGAGGUAAGAGGUGGAGACUGUGGGCCAGAUCCAGGUGUGCGGGCAUAGCUGGAGCUAGAAUCUGACCUUCCAAGUGGGGGAGCCGUGUUCCUAACCACUUGGGAGCCAUGGGGGCUAGUGUGAAGCAGUCACCCAGGGGUUUCCCAGAGGCUCAAACUGUUACAGAAGCCCUCUGCCCUCUGGUGGCCUGUGGGCCUGCUGCAUGUACAUAGUUCCUGUAAAUUAACCUUCAAGGGAGUUUUCUGAGUUCUGCUCACAUUCCCUUAAUCAGAGGGAAACAAAAAUUAAAAAAAAAAAAAAAAAAA